AUGUCAUCAAACAAAGAAAAAAGAAAGAUUGAGAGUGAAACUGAUGACAAAAGCAGUGAUAAUAACAAUGUAAAAAAGAAGAAAAAGAGUGAUAGUGAUGGAAAGUUAGAUCGGAAGAAAGAAAAGAAGGAAAAGAAGGAAAAGAAAGUAAAGAAAGAAAAGAAAGAUAAGAAAGAUAAUAAUAGGAAAGAUAAGAAUGAUGAUGAUGAUAGCAAAGAUCAGAAAGAAACAGUGAGAAAUGGAAAUGAAGAGAGACAAGAAGUAAUAGCAGUCGAUAGCAUAAACAACAAUGAUAAUAAUAAUAAUAAUAAUUUAGAUAUAGUUAAUUUAAUUGAAAAGAAACCUUGGUUGAAUUUAAUAAAGGAUUUUAAAAAGAUAAUUUGGUCAAAUGAUGAAGAUGUUCCUAAUAUCGUGGUGAUAAGAUGCGUAGAGGAAUGUUGUAAAUUCAUAUCGAUUCUUUCCUCUAUUUAUUGUCAAGAGCAAGGAAUAAACCCAGAUGACGUCAAGAAGAGUGUCAUAGCAUUUGGAAAGAAGAAUAAACAGCUAUUGGAGCAGGUACCAUCAAAGUGUGUCAUUGGUUUCGAUAUUGAAGGUAGCGAUAUGCCCUAUUGCGUACAGCUAUCAACACUCUCGGUUAGUGGUGUCAUCUACAUCAAGGAGAUCGGAACACUGCCGGAGCCUCUGGUUACUCUGCUCGAAAGCACAGCCAUCUCGAAAGCGGGUGUCGGUGUAACCAGCGAUUUCGAUUCACUCAUCAAAUUCCACCCAUCUCUCAAACCAAAGGGUGCGUUAGACGUGUCGUGUGUCGCCGGAUUCAACGGAAUCACAAAAAACUAUCUUUCACUCAAUAUUUUGGCGACCGACUUGCUUGGAACAAAGAAGUACAAGAAGCUGGCGGCACCUCUCGAACAACGUAUUCAAAACGAUGAGUUUUGCAAGUAUGCCGCUAUUGACGCUUGGCUUGGUAUCAAGAUUGCUCACGUACUCUAUCAGCAUCUGAAGAACGAGCUUGCAUUCUACGAGUGGUCGCACAGUCAGCUAACAGGCAACUAUCGUAUACCGAAACAGAGCGACAGCAAAGACAAACAACCCGGUACAACAGGCAACAUCUACGAUAAGAACAACACACCGACGAGAAUUCCCAAGUUUGAAAAUACAAAAGACUACAAGAAAGACUAUGAUUCAUCGAAACCGAAAGGACAGAGAUUCACCAACAAUAUCUUCUAUGCCGAACCCACUCCCAAGACUCAAGAGGAUCAACGUAAAAAAGAAUCAGCAGAGAAUCAUUUCUAUUUACAGAAACUACAGCAUAUAAAAGAAGGUCAGAAACGACCUUUUAUUUAA
Heterostelium album PN500 is the source of this 1344-nucleotide messenger RNA. RefSeq names its product 5'-3' exonuclease domain-containing protein. Lineage: Eukaryota; Evosea; Eumycetozoa; Acytosteliales; Acytosteliaceae. The transcript has a single exon. Gene Ontology annotation, molecular function: nucleic acid binding; 3'-5' exonuclease activity. The record is from RefSeq and is a predicted model, not a curated record. The coding region runs from base 1 to 1344 and encodes 447 amino acids. Gene Ontology annotation, biological process: nucleobase-containing compound metabolic process.